AUGAUGCUGGGCGCUUUGGAAUUGGCUGGCCCCCCGUGGGGCUGGGACAUGGAUGGGGAUGAGGACUGGGACAGUGCUGUGCUGACUCUGCUGGCACUGGCUGUGGUGGCAGCCACAGCACUGGCCUUGCACUGGUUCAGUUCCGGACAGGACCAGGAAAUGACAGGACCAGCGAAUGCAGCCCCCCAGAUCCAGCCUUCUCAAGUAACGGGAUCUGGGCAGGCUCUGCCCCCAAAGAAGGUCAGUGACAGCAUCAAGAAGCCACGGCAGAGGAAGUUGGAUCCUCCAGGACAUAACCAGGGGAGCCCUGUAGCUUCAGGGGCUGAGGCCCAGGAGUCCUGCAUGGGGGACUUGACAGCUACAGUGGGGUCUGCAUCCAAGAUGCCUGGAGACACAGUCAGCAGUGCAGCCCAUGGACAGCUGCUUAGCACAGCACCAGGCACUGUCUCCCUGGGGAGGAGCAGAGCAGGUGGGACGUCUGGCCCCAUCCUCAUCCACUUCACACCUCGAGAUGUUGGAGAAGCGGAGAAUGAGCCUAAGAUAGUUUGUCCCAAGGAGUCUGCAUACCAGGCCUUCAGACACACAGCUCAACUGGACAUCAGGUCCUGGCAGCCAUGGGCGGGCCUGCCUCAUUUGCGGAAGAGAGGCCGUGGUAACGGGCAGUGGCAGGUGGAUGGUGACUCAGGAGAUAGGCCCAGCCGUCCCCCCAGGCCGGAUCCCCUGCGGCUGGGUAACGUGGUGAGUGUGUGGGAUGCCGUGGACGCUGCUGCUGUGGAUGCCUCGGCCUCUCAUCUCCGUGGGGGCUGCCGAUAUGCCAUCGCUGGCUCCCCUUCAGACAUGGCUCCUUCUGGAUGUAGUCAGGGUCCUUCCGAGGAUGAGCAUCUCAGAGCAAUCCCAACCUCAGCCUCAACUUUAACCCCAACCCCAACCCCAACCCAAGCCUCAACCUCAUCCUCAAUCCCAACCCUAGCCUCAGGCUCAACUCCAGCCUCAGCCCAAGCCUCAAACCUCAACCUCAACCCCAGCCCGAGCCUCAACGUCAACCUCAACUACAGCCCCAGCCUCCACCCCAAUCUCAACUUCAACUCCAACCUCAACCUCAGCCUCCACCCCAAUCCCAACCUCAACUCCAACCUCAAUCUCAGCCUCCACCCCAAUCCCAACCUCAACCUUAACUCCACCCCCAGCCUCAACCCUAACCCCAUCCUUGACCUCAACCCCAACCUCAGCCUCAACUCCAUCUCAACUCCAACUCUAAUUGCCUCAAUCCAAACUCCAAAUCCAGCCCCAACUGCAGCCUCUACUCCAACCCCAAACCCAAUUUCAACCCCAGCCCCAAUUCCAGCCCCUACCCCAACUCCAAGCCUCAGCUCCACCAAGUCCUGUGGGGAGACCUACCUCACGGGAGUCCAGAAUUACCCCAUCUAA
Molecule: messenger RNA, 1428 nt
Organism: Elephantulus edwardii (Cape elephant shrew)
Lineage: Eukaryota; Metazoa; Chordata; Mammalia; Macroscelidea; Macroscelididae
Exons: 5
Coding region: 1-1428 (475 amino acids)
Source: RefSeq, a predicted model, not a curated record